UCUUUUGUUGAUAAAAUUGGGAAUUUAUACCAAAAGGAACAGUUUUGUUUACAUUAGCCUGGCAAAACUAUAAGCCUAUAAUAGUUUCAUGAGGUCCAAAAAAAAGUGGAAAAGGCCAACAUGAAACUAGGUAAGAAAGAUCAGAAGUCGGAUUACUCAAAAGCAAACCAGAGAUCCAAAAGAUCCAUGAACAUGUUACCUUAUAAAUUACCGUGAAACCUCUAUAAAUUAAUAAUGUUGCGACUUUAAAAUUUUAUUAAUUUAUUAAGAUAUUAAUUUACAAAAGUUUUAUUAUUUAGAUUUCUUAUUUUAAGAUAUAUUUAUUCUAAAAUAAGAAAAAUAUUUGAUUUUAGUGUAUAUGUUAAUUAUUAUUUUUGAAAUUUGAUAUUUAUAUUAAUUUUAUUAUAUUAUUUGGUGUAUAUAAUAUAUAUUGCAUAGAACUUAAAUGAGGUUUUAGAUAUAAUAGUACUAGAUCUCAUCAAAAAUGUACUAAGUGUUAAGAAAAUAUAAAAAUAAUUUCAUUGUGAAUAUAAAACAAAUAAUAUAAUAAUAGGUUCUUACUUAUAUAAAAUAUGUGUAUAUAUAAAUUAUUAAUUUAUAAUUUUAAUGAGAUCAUAUAUUUACUUAGAAUUUUCUUUAAAAAAUAUUAUCUUAUCAUUUUAUCGAUUUGUGUUAAAUUUUGUAACAAUUCAAGUUGGAACCGACAAUGUUUAUUAAUUUAUAACGAUUAUUAAUUUAUUGAGGUUCUACCGUAUGUUUUUAUACCUCUGUUAAUAAUUCGUCACGUUAUUCAGGUCAAAGUUGAUGCAUACCCUAGUGGUCAUUGUUGGAGAUAACAAUGUCCCAAAGCCUCGAAUAAUCCUCCACUGUUUCUUUGGAUCUCCCAAUGUGAAAUCUUGAUAAGAUUCUUCAAAGGUUUGUGACGCUCUAAUCUUGCAAAACACUUUGUAUUGAUUCUCAACGGGAUCAUAACCAAAGAACUCGUCCAUAAAGCUUGCGAGUAUCUCUAAUUUGAUCUUUGGUAAUACAAGGGGUUGUCUCGUUGAAGUGUUGUGUAUUAAAAACUGACUUGAUCUUGUUAAACGACAGAUUAAUCCGCGGAUAUAUUGAUACAUAAUAUUGCAAUAUUCUAUCCCACGGACUAAUGCGUGACCCGGUGACCGUCUUGUUCCGCAGAUACUGAUUCUUUGUUUGUGCUUAGAGGGUAACUAGACAAAGAGAUUACCGAAGAUUCAAGCGUCCAGCGUCCAACGGUCGAAGAUGACAAGUAGGCGUGUAGCCAAAGACCAAGUAUAUGAUCGAGUUCGUGAUAAGAGAUGACCAUUGCUUUGAUACACAAUGGAACUUCACAAUUCACAAAUGACAUCACCGGGAGUCUCGAGAGUAUCUCCUAGGUUAGAUCAAAAGGGAUGUGGAUACUAUAUUUCUUUUCUAUGGUUGAGAUCUGGCUGUGAUGUUGUAGUUUUGGAGAUAGUGAGCUCUUCUUCUGUUGGCUCUUCAUGGUGUCAGGUUUGUCAUCUGUGGAUCUUAAACGAGGAGAAUACAAUAUAUAUAUAUGAAAUGAAAACAAAACGUAUUACCACUAGGUUUAUGACUUUCCUUUUUUUACAUUUUUUUGUUGAACUAAAUGACUUUUCCUUUUUUCUUUGUUAUAAUUCUGUUGGGAGAUUACGUAAAGGAAAAACAAGAGUUUGGAAGCAGCAUAGUUUUAUGAUCGACUAUAGGUUUUGAAAAUCCAAUCCACAUAAAAGGAAAAUCAUCGAACCAACCAACAAUGAGAUUUUCGAGUGUACUAUUAUCUUUUCAAAUUUUAAAUAAUUUAUAAAUAUAAAAAGAGACAAAAGGCUUGGAAUGAAAUUUUAGCUUUAACUGUAAAUCAUGCUGUUAAUAUGAUUGGAAAGUUGAGAAAGGAUAUUUUGUUUUUGUUGACCGAAAAGAGUAUAUAUAUGAAUGUGAACGAAGAGCCGGAUGUUUCUCAUGCAUGAGGUAUGAGCGGAGUCAACGGUUUUCCUGGUUCAUAUAUUAAACACGUGUUACGCAUUUUGUUAGUCUACCCAGAUUCUACUGAUUCACGAACUUUGCUAUUAAACUCCAAAAAUUUUCUGUUGUUGAUAAAACGUAAACCAAAAAUAAUCCAAAUACUAGGAAAAGGCAAAAAAGGAGUUGUUUCAUCAAUCAAACCUAACCUAUCAAAUAUCAGAAACAAGAAUGACAAGACUCUAAAGAAAUAUAUUUACAUAAAGAAGAAAGAAAAAUCAAAUUAGUAAAUUUAAUAUUCUUUUUCUAUAGAUUUCGAUAAGAUCUUUGAGAAAAUUUAUAAAAAGACAAGAAUUUGGCGAGAUACAUAGCAACAUGACGGACACCAACACUGCCCGGACGAUCGUCGGAAUCAUCGGAAACGUGAUCGCCUUCGGCUUGUUUUCUGCUCCAAUACCAACGAUGGUGAAGAUAUGUAAGAUGAAAUCGGUAUCAGAGUUUAAGCCAGAUCCAUACGUAGCUACAGUUUUAAACUGCAUGAUGUGGACCUUUUACGGACUUCCUUUUGUCCAACCUGAUAGUCUCCUCGUCAUCACCAUUAAUGGGGCUGGUCUUGUCAUGGAACUCGUGUAUGUCGUCAUCUUCUUCAUCUUUGCUACCUCGCCUGUCCGCAAAAGGAUCACAAUAGCUAUGGUGAUUGAGGUGAUAUUCAUGGCUGUGGUGGUCUUCUGCACAUUGUAUUUUUUGCAUACAACAAAACAGAGAUCUAUGCUUGUUGGGAUCUUAUGCAUUAUUUUCAAUAUUAUCAUGUAUGCUUCUCCUUUAACCGUCAUGGCACUUGUAAUAAAGACAAAGAGCGUGAAGUACAUGCCGUUCUUCUUGUCAUUAGCCAACUUCAUGAAUGGAGCUAUUUGGAUUGUUUAUGCAUGUCUAAAAUUUGACCUCUAUAUUUUGAUCCCAAAUGCUCUUGGAUGCCUAUCAGGAACAAUACAAUUUAUAUUAUACGCACUUUACUAUAAAACAACUAACUGGAGCGACGAUGAUGAAGAUAAAGAAAAGAGCAAUUUGAAUGCUGAAAUCGAGCUUUCCCAAGCUUGAUAAUUUCAGCUACGGAUUGAACUUUUCCAUUUUUCUUCUGUUUUACAAGAAGCUUCAUCGUUAGGUUUAGUAAGACCAGCUUCAUCGUUAGGUUUAGUAUCGGAAGAAAUGCCACCGAAAAUACAAAAAUAAUGAAGAAGAGGAACCACCCUUGAAGUUAAAAGUUUCUUGAGUACGAAGAAAGAAAGGGGUUUCAUUUUUUUUUGUUGAAAUUUGAAAUGAUUAUAACUUUGACGAAGUUGUGAAUCUUAUGUAAUUUUGUUACAUUAUUAGAUUAUUUUAUAACACUUUUGGAGAAAAAAACUCGUCGAUUACGGUUUGAUGUUUAAGAUCAGAGUAACAGAGGUUCUCUUGUCUUAGGUUUUGUUGUGGUUCUGGCCGGUUAAGGAUCCUUGAACCUGAAAUCAAAUAGUGUAUUUACUCACCAAGUCUAGUAUAUUAGGAGCCUGUGACCGAAACUGCUGGCUCUUGCCUUACACAAGAGAGCUUAUCAGGCUGCUAAAUCAUCGCUUCCAUCUGGUUUAAACUGAUUCAAGAACAACUUUAAUUUUGCAACCGAUUAUUCCCAACAAAAAGAAAUGCUUGUAAGAUGAAAAAAAGAAAGAGUUGUGACGAUGGAUUUUGAAAAUUCAUAUGGUAAUGACAUA
Brassica rapa (field mustard) is the source of this 3722-nucleotide messenger RNA. RefSeq names its product bidirectional sugar transporter SWEET5-like. The record is from RefSeq and is a predicted model, not a curated record. Gene Ontology annotation, cellular component: membrane. Gene Ontology annotation, molecular function: sugar transmembrane transporter activity. Gene Ontology annotation, biological process: carbohydrate transport. Lineage: Eukaryota; Viridiplantae; Streptophyta; Magnoliopsida; Brassicales; Brassicaceae.